Molecule: messenger RNA, 1766 nt
Organism: Eurytemora carolleeae
Lineage: Eukaryota; Metazoa; Arthropoda; Copepoda; Calanoida; Temoridae
Product: venom carboxylesterase-6
Exons: 27
Coding region: 23-1708 (561 amino acids)
Source: RefSeq, a predicted model, not a curated record
AUUAACAGCAGUAACAUCAAACAUGUCUAGGUGGAGAGAUAUUAUUAUUGUAUUGUUGCUGAGCUGUCAGACUGCUAUCAGUUUAGAAAAGAAAACUGUUCUUAUUGAGACUCUAAAUGGACCGGUUCUUGGAAGCGUUGAGAGUGCUCUGGAUCCAAGAUUCAACCAGAGUAUUGAAUAUAAAGCUUUCUAUGGGAUUCCCUUUGCACAGCCGCCACUUGGAGAUCUACGUUUUCGACCACCCCAACCAGUGUCCAAUUGGACAGAGCCAAUCAAUGCAACAGAACAGAAUUACAGAAUAUGUUACCAGGUUGGAGGAAUCAUGUCAGCUGUUGGAGCACAUGAAGAGGAGACAGAUGAUUGUUUACAGUUGACAGUUUAUGUGCCUUUAAUCUCAAAUAGUUCAUCUUCUUCUUCAAUGCCAGUUCUUCUAUGGAUCUCAGGCGGAGGGUUUCUGAUAGGAGGAAGUCAUUGGUAUGGACCAGAUUUUCUAAUGAUUCACGAGGUUAUCCUUGUUGUCAUCAACUACAGAGUUGGUCCUCUUGGAUUCCUAACCUUGGGGACUCAAGAUGCACCUGGAAAUAUGGGACUUCUUGACCAGAUUGCUGCACUGCAAUGGGUCCAGGAUAAUAUUGCCUUGUUUGGAGGUGAUCCAGACAGAGUAACUGUGGCUGGUGAAUCUGCAGGAAGUUUUUCAACCUUUUACCAUCUUGCAUCUCCUAAAAGCAAAGGACUGUUUAAAAGAAUUAUUGGUCAGAGUGGACUGGGUGGUUUAGCUCCAGGAUUUCAUCAGUUUACACCACAGGAAGCAAUCAGAUAUGGUCAUGAAGCUGCUAUAGAAGUUGGAUGUCUUCAGUUGUUUCCUGAGGCAAUACUUGACUGUUUGAAGCAUGAAUCUGACUUCUGGUUGAGUCUGGUAGACUUUGCAAUUGGUGUAUUGUCUCAGCCUGUAGUGGAUGGACAAAUUACAGAUGACCCUUACCUCCCGGAAUAUCCAGAAAUUGUUUUUCAGAGCGGGAAUUAUGAUAGGAGCGUGGACAUCCUAUUGGGAGCAAACUAUAAUGAGGGACUCCUCAUCACUCAAGCAUUCAUAGCACUUCCUUUUCUUCUUCCGGUAGCAAUGGAUCAGUGGGAUACUCUGGGACCUUUAUCCUUGUUUAUGAAGAAAGCCUUACAAGUUACUGAUGAAGACAGUUUAUUAGCUAGAGAAAUACUUCAACAUUACACUGGACGUACCCCGGAAGAAGUGACCAUGGAUGACCUUCCUAAACUGACCGACAUGUUUACAGAUGCAUUCUUCUGGUUUGGAAACCAUAGGUUUAUUGAGAUGCAUAGAGGACAUGCUGAGGGUACAUUUUAUCAGUAUAUAAAUAAACAUAUUAAUGACGAUUUUCAGUUUACCUGGACGGGUCUUAAAUCUCUCCCUGGAGUUUGUCAUGCAGAUGAGCUGUGUUUAAUCUUUUCUCCUAUACUAACUAAUCAAAAUAAAGAAAGAAGUGCCCGAGAUCUGCAGGUAUCCAAGUUUAUUACAACUGCUUGGACUAACUUCAUGAAAACAGGAGACCCAGGUCUAGGCUGGCAAUCUAUUUCAAGCACUGAUUGGAUGUAUAUGAGUAUUGGAGAGGAGCCUGUAAUGGAAGUGGAAGAGGAUUACAUACAAAGAAUGGAUUAUUGGAAAAACAUUCUUCCAAGAAUACCGGAAUAUUAAAUUUAUCAACAACAAAAACAUAUUCUUUAUUUCAUAGUAAUAAAUAAUUUAUAAAAGA